This is a messenger RNA of Phytophthora sojae, 1359 nucleotides long. RefSeq lists its product as hypothetical. The coding region runs from base 1 to 1359 and encodes 452 amino acids. Lineage: Eukaryota; Oomycota; Peronosporomycetes; Peronosporales; Peronosporaceae. The transcript has 7 exons. The record is from RefSeq and is a predicted model, not a curated record. Gene Ontology annotation, biological process: potassium ion transmembrane transport. Gene Ontology annotation, molecular function: calmodulin binding; small conductance calcium-activated potassium channel activity. Gene Ontology annotation, cellular component: plasma membrane.
AUGUUUCUUUCCGUGGCGCAACUGCAUUGGUCUUACCGAUCUCCACACUGGCGUGAAAAGCGUGCGUGUGAGAGCCGCCCCGGGUGCAUCGAUACACUUGGCGAUGGCUCAUUCGUAAGUGCAAACGUGAUCCGGGUUAUCAUCUCAGUGUUAGCGUUGGCUCGGCUGGCCAUCCGCUUCAACCAGCUUUGGAAAACCAAGUGCCACCACAGACCUACGAUCCGAAGUAAAUUGGAGUUCCUUCCCGCCUAUGCAUUAGAGCUCGCGUUUACCGCAAUUUUUCCGUUUCCUGGUCUCGAGACCUUCUUCUCGAAUGACCGUGGAGAUACGUUCGUUCUGCUGAGCGUGGCGGUGUUCUUUCGCCCAACUAGUUGGGGGCAAUGGCUAUACUAUCCGUAUCCCAUCCGUCAGAAAGAGAAAGUGGCAAGCUUCAGCGGAAACUUGGAAUUCAGCUACCGCCAGUUCGUGAUCAAGAAAGUGUUAGACGACAACCCCCUCAACAAGCUGUUGACCUUCUACGCACUACUUGGCGCGACGGUCGCUUACGUACUGCACGUCAUGGAGACUAUCAAGGGCGAGUGCUGGUGGCAGAGCGACGACGCUGAGGUUGUGCGCAGUGAAGACGCAAUUUGCUAUGAGUUAUAUUCGUCUGAUUCGCUCUGGAUGGUUUUUAUGACGUUUCUCUCGAUCGGCUACGGAGAUGUUUCUCCCAAAACUGGAAGAGGUCGAGCUAUAAUUGCUUUAACUGCGUGCCUGGCAGUGAUGCUGGAUGCCAUGUUCUUCUCUAUCAUCAUUAAAAAGUUCACCUUCUCCACUAUGGAGGCGCGCGUGCAUGCGUUCCUUUACCGGAUGGAGCUCUAUGGCAAGAAGGAUAUCAGUGCUGUCAUGGCGGUGCAGGCCACCUUCCGGUACAACAAAUCGUACAAACACUCGCUUAUUUGGCACCAAGAACGAGGAUCCAAUGUCUUCUACAGGCCGCUGUCAGACCGUCUACCCAACGAGGUGAAGAAGAAACUGUACGCCUCGCGCUUCCAGAAGAGUCUCAAACAGAUCAUGAAGUACAACACGGACGGUGACCCGCUCAAUGCGUUCUCCAAGCACGUUGAGGUCAUCACUGCGGCUCUUGGCGCUACGUUCGUCGACAUGAUUCAACUCAAGAAAAUGUACUACCGCAAGAUCCGCAUGCUCGAGCAGCGACGACAGCAAGUGAAUCGUCGGUCCUCCAGCUUUCGCAUUUCUUCAAGCGGACGAACUGAUGCGUGGGGCGAAGAAAUGUUGCGCAAGGCCGAGGCUGCGAUGGUGCAUCUCAAGAAAAUUGAGAACAACGUAAAGGGCAUGUGCCGGACCCGUCCGUGGUAA